Molecule: messenger RNA, 1519 nt
Organism: Cydia strobilella
Lineage: Eukaryota; Metazoa; Arthropoda; Insecta; Lepidoptera; Tortricidae
Product: zinc-type alcohol dehydrogenase-like protein SERP1785
Exons: 2
Coding region: 48-1190 (380 amino acids)
Molecular function (GO): zinc ion binding; oxidoreductase activity
Source: RefSeq, a predicted model, not a curated record
AUGCAAAUGACUUUCAGUUUUGCUGGAUAUAAAUACAAGAAGAAGCAAUGUUUUGUGUUUUCUUACUGUUAUUCACUCUAACCGGCAGAUUCCCGGGUGCAUAUAGUUUUCAAGAAACUAGAGGUGUUCACGACAGCAUGAUCACCAAAGUCAUGCCUAAGACCAUGAAAGCUGUUGGCCUUUACAAGUACCUGCCGAUUGCAGAAACCGAGAGCCUCUUAAAUUUGGAGGUUCCCAUUCCAACCUUGAGAAGUACUGAUCUGUUGGUAGAAGUUAAAGCAACAGCUGUUAACCCUAUAGAUACAAAACAGCGGGCACCUAAGCCAGUUCCUCCUGCACAACAAUUUGAACAAUUUCCUCGAAUUUUAGGCUGGGAUGGUGCAGGUAUAAUUGCAUCUAAAGGUGAAAAUACUAAAUAUUUCAAUGUUGGUGAUGAAGUCUUUUUCACUGCCGACUUGAGAAGAAAUGGAUCUAAUGCUCAAUAUGUUGCCAUAGAUGAAGUUAUGGUUGGAGUUAAACCAAAAAACUUUACAUUUGAACAAGCCGCUGCAAUGCCUUUGACUACUGUCACGGCCUAUGAGUCUUUGUAUGAUCGGCUGCUGCUCUCGGAAAACGAUAAAGGGAAAACUUUAUUAAUUAUUAACAGUGGUGGCGGUGUUGGUUCUGUGGCAUCUCAGUUAGCUAAGAACCUAGGACUGAAGGUUAUUGGCACUGCUGCCCGGCCUGAGACGGAAGCUUUCAGUCUUCAGCAUGGAGUAGACAUUGUCCUUAAUCAUACCAAAGAUUUAUUGCCUCAAUUGGAAGCACAUGGAUAUGGGAAUGGAGUGGAAUUUAUACUGGUUAAUUAUGACCCAUAUCCCUAUUGGAACACCAUAAUGGCGGCUGCUAAGCCCCAGGGCAGGAUUUGCCUCAUUGUGGACAGCAGUGGUUUGGUUGACAUAAGGCAACUUAAAGAUAAGAGUCUUACUCUCGUCUCUGAAAUGAUGGCAACAAGAAUUAAGUAUGAUACAGAGGACAAGAACAGAUAUCAUGAAAUCUUUGAGGAUGUAACCAGAAUGUUCGAAGCAGGUGUAUUAAAAUCAACAUUGACUAAAACUAUGUCACCAAUUAAUGCUGAAAACCUUAGAGAGGCCCAUAGGCUUUUAGAAGAGAAGAAAGUCAUUGGAAAGAUUGUCCUCAGUGGAUUUUAAACUUAUUUUUCUCAAACAUGCAAUGAAAUAUCGUCCUUAUGUGCGUCAAAACAGGCUUCAAAGUAUCACGUUUCGGGCGGAGCAACUCGAGAGAACUGUAAAGGAAUUUCAUACGAAAUUGAAGGCCUAGACCGGGAAGUAUUUUUUUUUAAAUUUUAAUGUAAACAUGGCGUCUGUGUUCAUGAACAGGCUAAACAGCUGAAUUAUAUUUUUAAAUUUUUUCCUAGUGGCUGAAUGGUUAUCGGACCAAAAAUAUCCGCGUUAACGCCUAUUACACACGAACUGAUAUUAAGAAUACUAAUCUGUAUAGCCCGCUACAUACUACACGG